Ectocarpus sp. CCAP 1310/34 is the source of this 406-nucleotide messenger RNA. Lineage: Eukaryota; Phaeophyceae; Ectocarpales; Ectocarpaceae. The record is from the annotation of a GenBank genome assembly.
AUGGACAUUUUAGGCUAUGCGAAGAGGACGAGUCACCAUGGUAUUUCUUUUCAGAGAGGUACAGUAGCGGGAUUCAGCUUGCGGGGAUACGCUGGUGCGGACUUUGCAAGCAAGGCAGUAGACCAUAGGUCGGUAUCAGGGGGGAUCGUGACGUGUGGAGGAGGCGCUGUGUCUUGGUUUUCCAGAACGCAGAAGUGUGUAACGCUUUCGACCACCGAAGUAGAGUACGUCGCGCUAGGUGACGUAGUAAAAGGGAUCUUGUUUUUGAGGCAGAUUUGGCGUUUCGUGUUGCCGCAGGUCGGCAUGGCGUGCAUCCCCAUCUUCGAGGACAUCAGGGGGCGAUUCAACUAGCGCAGAACCCCAUCUCUAACUCGAACUGGAAGCACAUAGAUGUAAGGCAGCAUUU